CAUGUUCGGGUCGACGUGUCUAAUCAACAUGACGUUCUCUACAAGUGCAGCGAAUGACUCGUCUAGAUUCACUGGGUUCACACUCUUUAGACUCUAUCGGCGUGCGCGAAGGAGGUGUGAGGAUGCUGCAGAGGAACCUGCUGCACGCUGCUUGGCUGUGUUGUCUCCUCACAGUCCCGACGCACAGCUGUCCAGAUAACUGCAGUCACUGUUCAGGCCCAGAAAAGGAGCGUUGUGACGAGUGCAGAGGCGGAUGGAUGCUCUAUAAGAACAGCUGUGUAGAUGUUGAUGAGUGUGGCACAGAAGUGGUUGACUGUCCUCCCAACAGUUACUGCUUCAAUACUGAGGGAUCCUUUGAGUGCAGAGACUGUGACUCGGCCUGUGUGGGCUGUAUGGGCAGUGGAUCAGCACGCUGCCGAAAGUGUGCCUCCGGGUACAGACUGACAGGCUCCAAGUGUUUGGACGUGGACGAGUGCAGCGACCGGGUUCUUGCCUGUCGUGGCCUAGAUGAGCUCUGCACCAACACGGCAGGUUCUUUCCGCUGCGACUGCGCCGAGGGCUUCAGUCGCGAGGACGGCGCUUGUGUGAAGCAGCAGACGCCCAACGUUGAGGAGAAAGGCCUGUUUGACGACAUUCGGGAUGACGAGGUGGAGGUGCUGCGGCAGAUGUUCUUCGGGGUGGUGCUUUGUGCUCUGGGAACGCUGGCUGCCAAGGGAGACUUUGUAUACACAUCUGUGUUCAUGGGGGCAUUGGCAGCCAUGGCAGGGUACUGGCUUUCUGACAGGGGAGAUCACUUGUUAGGCAACUUUCUAAAAGGACGAUAAUGCUCAUUUCCUUUCAUAUCUGAGGUACGUUAAUGAUUUAGCAGUUUUUAUGGACAGUGUCUCCAAAUGUAGCUUGAUGAAACACAAAUGUUUGUAUAUCUAGCCUAAAUGACUCCAGUAUAUACGUAAUGUAGUAUUGGUACUGUAUGUACACAAAAACUGAAUUUGCACUUAUAACAGUGUUUUUUGAAUAUGAGUUUAAAAGUGAUGCCACAGGCA
Betta splendens (Siamese fighting fish) is the source of this 1043-nucleotide messenger RNA. It is a transcript of the gene creld1a, whose product is annotated as protein disulfide isomerase Creld1. The transcript is spliced from 6 exons. Gene Ontology annotation, molecular function: calcium ion binding. NCBI's taxonomy places the organism in Eukaryota, Metazoa, Chordata, Actinopteri, Anabantiformes, Osphronemidae. The record is from RefSeq and is a predicted model, not a curated record. The coding region runs from base 54 to 824 and encodes 256 amino acids.